This is a messenger RNA of Entamoeba nuttalli P19, 876 nucleotides long. RefSeq lists its product as hypothetical. Lineage: Eukaryota; Evosea; Mastigamoebida; Endamoebidae. The record is from RefSeq and is a predicted model, not a curated record. The transcript has a single exon. Bases 1 to 876 code for a protein of 291 amino acids.
AUGGAGGAAGAAAAACCAAAAAAACAUUCUGUUGAUGAAAGAAAACGAAGAACAGUUGAUUGGCUUGGGGAUAGACUAGUUGAAAAGAUUGAUAGAGACCAUUAUAUGUGUAUUAUUUGUUUCAAAAGAAUGUCUAGAGGUUAUGCAUGUUGUCAUUGUAUUGAGGAACAUCAAGACAUUACAGAUGAAUUAAAGCCGUAUGUUGUUAAAGCAUAUACUAAUGGCAAAAAAAUUAAUGACGAAUUAAUGGAUAUGAGAGAGGAAGAAUUAGAAAAAGAAAAAAGAAAACAAGCUGAAAAAGCUGAAAAGAAUUUACCAGAAACUGAAACAACAAUCACAGGACAACCUCCUAUUAACAAGGAUAAUAAGACAAAGAAAAGUAAAUCUACCAAAAUGUCUCCUGAACUUAAAAGAAGACUUGAAAAAUUAGAAAAUGAAGGAAAGGCUAAAUGGGAAAUGAAACCUAAAAAAGAAAUUGAAAAACAAAGAACCUCAGAAGGAAAACGAGUUACUUCUGAAAUUAGUAAAAUUAUGGCUUCAAAUGGUAUUCCUUUUGCUAAAAGUGAUGCAGUAUGGAAAAUAGUUACUGAAGUCAUUAAUAGUACAACUGAACUUGGUCCACAAGUAUUAGAAAAAAUACGUUUUAGUGCAAGAACAUUAAAAAGAAGAUAUGAUGAAGCUUAUCUUUCACAAAAUAAACCAACUCAAUUACAGCCUUCUAAUUCAAAUACUGACCAACUCCAAGAAACAACAACUCCAGCCCAAGUUACUCAACAAGUUUUUCAUUCUCGACAGAUGGUUAUUCAGCCAAUCGUUCAAGAAAGGCAAAUGUCAGAAGCAGUAGUACCUCCUGUGUCUAAUACUGAUUUGUCUUAA